UUGCAGGAUUGGAUGCAUGAGGGGCGUCCAGCAACUGUGCGUCUUCUCGAUGGAGAGUGUCUGGAGAUUUCCGUCAUUGCCAGGCUUUCCGUGAACGACGUGCUCACACUGGCUGCGCAUCACUGCCGGCUCACACAGCCGGAUGCCCGCUACUUUGGACUUGCUUUUGUAGAUGAGAAUGAUCAUUACCAUUGGCUGCAGCCGGGUAAGCAUCUGCUUGACUAUGAGUUCCCCGGAGAAAAAGCCGUUAUACAAUUGUCGCACAAUGUUAGGUUCUUCGUGGAUUCCAUACUAUCCCUUGAAAACCCGGCCGUUAUAGAAGCGUUUUUUCUUGAAGCUCAUCAAGAGCUGAUCAAGGGUCAACUCGAUCUUUCAAACAUAGACUAUGUACGAGUGGGAGGUCUCUUGUUACAAAUUUAUCGAGGCGAUUGGAAUGAGGACCCAUCGCUGACCGGUGAUCUGCAAACAUUAGCUCCGUAUCAAUCUAGACUGCAUAGGCAAUAUGGUAUGAGUCAGAUCAUCUACGAGAAGCAGGUGUUGUCCGAAUAUGCCGGCUUGCGAGGCACUCAAAGGGGCUCCGCUAUAGUUUCAUUUAUGCAAAUAGUUGAAAAAUGCCUGAAAUAUGGUAGCCGUCUUUACCGCGUGUGUGAAGCGAAUGGAACGCCUUGUCUGCUGUCGAUCAACAGUCGAGGAAUUCAAAUAUUCCAAAACGCAGACACAUUUCGACCGAGUAACAGCUUUCCGUGGGCCUUACUAGACAAUCUCUACUACAAAGAAAACACCUUUUCCGUUGAAGUCCGGGAUCCAAGACCGAAGCCAUACGCGGAUUACAACACCUUAGGAACCCCUCUGAACCCAGACGAUGAUCUGGCUCUGGCAGUGAACGAUCCUACUACUCAGGUGUCAAUAUCGCGUCGUUGCCAGUCAGCUGCGAACGGUGCAGUUGCGGUUCAUACGUUUAUCUGUGAGACGAGUGCUCUGUGCAGGACGAUCUGGACCACAGCCAUCUCCCAGCACCAGUUCUUCCUCGACCAACGCGAACGCGACAGGCGCGGACGACCUCCAAACUACGCUGUUGACCAUCGUGAGCUGGGCGAGAGACUAAAUCGACUAGUCAGCAAGAGCUCUAUAGGAUCUAGUUUACCAUCACUGAGCUCCCUGCACUCCUCCUCCUCACUAAAUAACAUGCCAUCGGCAAAGGUGGCCGACGGUUCUGUCGCAACUCGACCAGCUCUCAAGAAUGGAUUGAGACAAAAAAGCGGUGAGGACCGACAGCGUGACAUCGAGCUCUAUAAAGUUCUUCGACAAAGAAAAGCCGAAUUGGAGGAGCUGCUCAGAGCAAGGUUGAACGAACUGCGGGCAAUAUGCUUACGAGAGGGGGAAAUCACCGGAGAAAUGCCAGAGGAAAUUCAAAAUACACUUAAACCUGGCGAGGACAUGCCAAAGUUGAAGAAACGAGUGGGCACGUCAUUCUCAAUACCAGAGGAAAUCUUGAAAUGUGACAAGGGAGACAAACUGAGUCAGCUUGAGACUGAUGUGGAACUUCAUAAAAGGAUUGUAGCUGCUGCUGAACGACUUGCAAAGGACAAGUCCAUGAACAAGAGCGUGCGAAAGAAGAGGCAAAAGGACUUGGCCGCAGCAGCAAUGAAAUUGCGUGGGUUGGAGUUAGGCCUGAAUCAGAUGCGGCUGAGUGCCAGUAAACCCGAUGUAAGCACAGUCGAGAACGGAAGUGGGGGGUCUUGGACAGCUUUAACACAAGCGAAUGGCACCACUACCUUGACCAGAGCGGUGGCCAAGUCAUGUCCCACAACUCCACGAGGAUCUGUGCCGGACUUGUGCACUCCCAACGGAGAAAAGAGCGACUACGAAGACGAUGAUCACGUCCAACGACGAGUACCGAGCUCAACGUCUCGUCGUUCGCUUCAUCAGCGCUUCUCGGAAGCGUCGACGUCGAGUAACGGCUCGUUCGGACUGCCUCCACGUGCGAAUUCCCGACGUAGUGUUACCACCCGCUCCGUAACCAGUGACGAACUCGAUAACCCACUAAUCAACAACUCCGCUCAACCGCUUGCUGAACAUGCUCCCAUCUAUGAAAACAUAGGCUAUCGUUCGACAUCGUAUCGAAGCAGCUAUCGACAAGCUCACUAUCCAACUUUGCAGGAUGAGCAACAUCUUCGGAAACGAGCAUUGUCAGCGCAUUCCAUAUCACAAACGGAUGUUCCCAACUGCGUCAGCUAUACCACACGUAUUGAAAAUUUUCAAUUCAAGCAGGCGCACAUUCCUGAAGAUGACGACAUCACUCCAACUAUUGAACAUCCGGAACCGCUGAGACGAAUACCGACCAGUUUCUCUUGCCAGGCCGGAUUUUCUACGGCUAGUCUGGACAGACGAAAUAUCGUACAAAGGCCGCUGCCAUCAGCGAGUGGAGGGUUGGUGCCCACAUCACGUAGUCCGCAACAAUUUGCUAUUUCUUCCUCCCGAGGGCAUUCACCCAGCGCUCAUCGAAUCACCACUUUCCCCGUAUGUACCACUAUGAGCGGUGGCUUUGAUAGGAAACCCUACUCUUCCUCGGAUUUGCCUCGAUUCCAAACUUCGUCCACAAGCAGACCUCCCGCCCUUCCCUUCUCAUCUCGUGGUCGAGCAAUGCCAGGAUCGAAUUCGACGAGUAAACUUCCGGCUCACGCCGAUCCGCACAUGGAAGCGCUGCUCGACUAUUACAAGGGCCAAUCGAACCAAUCUACGGCUCCGAAAACUGCUACAAUAGUCUGAAUUUUCCCAGAACGACAAUCCCACUGUCGCUUGAUGGACUGUCCCAGCUGGCGCCACACCCGGCAAAAUAACCUCUACUGACUCAUUCAUAGGCAAUGAUAUGUUUCGAAACUAGCUGGAAUGUACUGGGUGUUGGAUGGUCUUUAUAACUGACAGAAAUUGUCUCAUCUUGUGAUAAUUGCAACCGAUUCACUUCAAUAAGAUCGAUGCUUUAUAUCAAAUUCCGGGUCGAUGCAUCGUCGGUUCCUUACAAAGUCCGAUUGGUCGCGUUAUGUGUUGAUCAUGUUUGUGAAUGUUUUAAGCUAUUGUUACCAUGUCCUACCUGAGAUCUAUCAUAAAUUAUGAAAAGAAAACGAUUUGUUUCCGA
Molecule: messenger RNA, 3136 nt
Organism: Cylicocyclus nassatus
Lineage: Eukaryota; Metazoa; Nematoda; Chromadorea; Rhabditida; Strongylidae
Source: the annotation of a GenBank genome assembly